This is a messenger RNA of Lachancea mirantina, 2016 nucleotides long. Lineage: Eukaryota; Fungi; Ascomycota; Saccharomycetes; Saccharomycetales; Saccharomycetaceae. The record is from the annotation of a GenBank genome assembly.
AUGGCAACCGUUUUUGCCAAGUCGCUCACGCAACUGCAUCCCAGGCUUCGCACAAAUGGUAUUGGCAUCGGGAACAAUCACCGGAGGAUUUCGCUUGGGUUUCUGGCACCUAGCAAGAAGAAUCCACUCGUCAGAAAAUACCAUAGGAGGAAACCGGGGACAGAUCAGAGAAGUUACAGAACUUUAGAUGAUGAUUUUGGGAGUACCGUAAUGCGGGAAUCGUCCUAUUUUGAUGAAGAUGAAGAAUACCGUGCAGAGGAAACUCCGGAUGGUGGAGAACUCAGCAGAACCGUUUCGCUACCUUCAAGAGUUAGUGAGACACCUGACAUUCAGCUGGAUGUCGAUUGGAUUUUAGGCGAGCAUGAGAGAAGAUACUCUUCUGCUAACAACAGUGAGGAUGCGGCAGACGAUGUGCUACCACGAUCCACCGAAGAGGCAUUGGAAUACGACGAUUUUAUGAAACGUGUGAGACAGCAAUUAGUUUCUGAUAUGGGUCGCAAAAACCGUCGGCUAUCUGUCGUUUCGACACCGAGUGGGGUUCCUAACGUUUACGAAGCGGGAGCAGAUGAUGAGGAUUACAUCAGAGAAACAGUUACUUUCGAGUCUGAGGCCAGAAUAUUGGCAUCAUACUCUAUUCCAUUAAUCUUCACAUUUCUUAUGGAGCAGAUUUUCCCCAUGGUAUGUUCUCUGACCGUAGGACAUCUCGGAAAGACUGAGCUGGCAGCAGUCUCUCUAGCGUCAAUGACGACAAAUAUAACUCUGGCCAUAUUCGAAGGUAUUUCCACCAGCCUGGACACCUUAUGUCCGCAAGCCUACGGAUCAGGCAACUAUCGCGGGGUGGGAAUUCAUUUACAGCGCUGCAUUGCGUUCUCCCUGGUCAUUUUCAUGCCUUUUGCGGUAAUCUGGUAUUUUUCUGAAUACUUUCUUGGCCUUUUGAUACAAGAUCAAAAGCUAGUGCAUUUUAGCGCGAAGUUUUUGAGAAUCGCCAUAGCGGGUGCUCCAGCAUACAUUAUGUUCGAGAAUUUGAAAAGAUUUUUACAAGCUCAAGGAAUCUUUGACGCCGGAAUAUACGUUCUUUUGAUAUGCGCACCGCUUAAUGUGGUUUUGAGUUAUGUGCUGGUAUGGAAUCAGACAAUUGGCAUUGGGUUCGCUGGUGCUCCUCUAGCAAUGGUCAUAAACUUUUGGCUUAUGUUGUUUCUUCUGAUAAUGUAUGUGUUUUUCGUGGAUGGGAGCAGAUGUUGGGCCGGUUUUAAUCGCAGAGCAUUUACACAUUGGAAGGAUCUCUCACAGCUAGCUAUACCCGGUAUAAUAAUGCUGGAAGCGGAAGACCUUUCAUACGAAAUCUUGACGUUAUUCAGCUCAUAUUUCGGCACCAGCUACCUCGCAGCGCAGUCGGCGGUAUCAACUACAGCCGCUUUCAUGUACAUGAUUCCUUUUGCAGUCGGAAUCUCGACAUCUACAAGAAUUGCGAAUUUCGUCGGUGCGAGAAGAUCAGAUGCUGCCGAAAUUGCUUCGAAAGUUGGCAUUUAUUCAUCAGUACUUGUGGGACUGUUCAAUUGUUUUGCAUUGGUUUUCGGUCGCCGAUUUAUUGCGAACAUUUUUUCGAAUGAUGAGGAGGUGAUCAAGCACAUUACUGAGUUGUUGCCGCUCGUGGGCUUUAUUGAGAUUUUUGAUUCGAUCAACGCCAUUGCUGGGUCAUGUCUUCGAGGCCAGGGAAUGCAGAUUAUUGGUAGUAUCGUGAAUCUAGUAUUUUACUACCUUCUAGCAAUUCCAUUAGGAAUAAUUUUAGGAUGGCAAGCCGAUUUGAAGUUAAUUGGCCUUUGGAUUGGUAUUGGAACCGGUAUGUGUUGCAUUGGAUUAACCGAAGCCUAUUUUGUGCUGUCUCCUAGGUGGGAAAAGAUAUUCGAGAAAGCUGAAAUGAUGAAGGAAACUAGUGCUGAUGAGUCCGAAGAUGACAACGAUUAUGUUGACUCUGAGUUAGAGAGUGACGAGAACACUUCCCUUCUCUCAGGCUAG